Diceros bicornis minor is the source of this 1106-nucleotide messenger RNA. RefSeq names its product protein phosphatase 1 regulatory subunit 8 (gene PPP1R8). The record is from RefSeq and is a predicted model, not a curated record. Gene Ontology annotation, molecular function: protein binding; mRNA binding; protein serine/threonine phosphatase inhibitor activity. The transcript has 7 exons. The coding region runs from base 25 to 1080 and encodes 351 amino acids. Gene Ontology annotation, cellular component: nuclear speck. Lineage: Eukaryota; Metazoa; Chordata; Mammalia; Perissodactyla; Rhinocerotidae.
CCAAAUGGGAGGGGGAGACGCAAGAUGGCGGCAGCCGCGAACUCUGGCUCCAGCCUCCCGCUGUUCGACUGCCCGACCUGGGCAGGUAAACCCCCACCUGGUUUACAUCUGGAUGUAGUCAAAGGAGACAAACUAAUUGAGAAACUGAUUAUUGAUGAGAAGAAGUAUUACUUAUUUGGGAGAAACCCUGAUUUGUGUGACUUUACCAUUGACCACCAGUCUUGCUCUCGGGUCCACGCUGCCUUGGUCUACCACAAGCAUCUGAAGAGAGUUUUCCUAAUAGAUCUCAACAGUACACACGGCACUUUCUUGGGUCACAUUCGGUUGGAACCUCACAAGCCUCAGCAAAUUCCCAUCGAUUCCACAGUCUCAUUUGGCGCAUCCACAAGGGCAUACACUCUACGUGAGAAGCCUCAGACAUUGCCAUCGGCUGUGAAAGGAGAUGAGAAGAUGGGUGGAGAGGAUGAUGAACUCAAGGGCUUACUGGGGCUUCCAGAGGAGGAAACUGAGCUUGAUAACCUAACAGAGUUCAACACUGCCCACAAUAAGCGGAUUUCCACUCUUACCAUUGAGGAGGGGAAUCUGGACAUUCAGAGACCAAAGAGGAAGAGGAAGAACUCACGGGUGACCUUCAGUGAGGAUGACGAGAUCAUCAACCCAGAGGAUGUGGAUCCCUCAGUUGGUCGCUUCCGGAACAUGGUGCAGACUGCAGUGGUCCCAGUCAAGAAGAAACGGGUGGAGGGCCCUGGCUCCCUGGGCCUGGAAGAAUCAGGGAGCAGGCGCAUGCAGAACUUUGCAUUCAGCGGAGGACUCUACGGGGGCCUGCCCCCCACGCACAGUGAAGCCGGCUCGCAGCCGCACGGCAUCCAUGGGACAGCACUCAUCGGUGGCUUGCCCAUGCCCUACCCGAACCUCGCCCCUGAUGUGGACUUGACUCCCGUUGUGCCGUCAGCAGUGACCAUGAACCCUGCACCAAACCCUGCAGUCUAUAACCCCGAAGCUGUCAACGAACCCAAAAAGAAGAAAUAUGCAAAAGAGGCUUGGCCGGGCAAGAAGCCCACACCUUCCUUACUGAUUUGAUAUUUUUGGUCAUGGAGAAGGGUGGG